CUUGCUUAGAAACUUCUCUCCUCUCUUUUCUUUUUGAGUAGGUUCCAGAGUUGGCGGAGCGUCAAGUCUUCAGAGUUCUGCUUCUAGUUCAAACCCCCAGGAAAAGAGUAUACGUCGUGCGGAGCAAGCAUUUGAGAAAAGCAAUAGUUCCGGACAGAUAGGUGGUGGUUCGAGGAAUCCAGAGUCGAUAUUUCCAGCUGCUAUCGGAAGUCCCGUUUCUUUAAUUGGGAAGGCUACAUGGUUCGACUUCAAGGGAGCCUCGGCCCCUAUGGCGAGUAUAUAUGCUCAUUAUGUGCUGGUGCACAAUUUUCCCGUGCCUUCAGAGUUGAAAGAUUACUAUAAGGAGAUUGUGGAGGAGUAUGGCCAUGUAGCGAGCACGGAGAUUCUUGCUGAUGGAAACAACCUUGUUCCUAGCGUUUCCGCCCUGGUUUCUGCCGAAAAAGAGAUGGUUGAAAUGGGUGAUGGGUGUCCUCCCUCUAGCACUUUGGAGAUAUGGAGAAGUAGUUUUGUGAUUCCGCAACUGCUGAAGUUCAACAUGGUUUGGAUUGAGGAGAUGUACAAAGGGAUGGAUGAGAUAAGGGCGGGUCGGCAGUUAGUGCUUCCUGGUGAUAUUACAAGUUUGAAGGAGGAAGUUAAGGCAGAGACCCAAAAGUUGAAAGAGCAACAAAAGGAGCAAAUCCGGAUAACUGCCGAGGCUUCCAAGAUUGGUGCUGAGAUUGCGACAAUCUCGACAAGGUUGUAGUUGAAGCAGAAGGAUUUGGCGGAUAAGGAGGCGGAACUAGCUAGUUUUGAAUGAUUGUUUUUGGUUGUUGUUUUAUUUAUUUAUUUAUUUAUUAUGUUUUGGAGUUCAUUUCAGAUAUUGGUGUCCUUGUUGUCGGUGGUAUAUUUUGGUUUAUGGGGUGCUAAUUUGAUGUUUUUAUUG
Messenger RNA from Papaver somniferum (opium poppy), 922 nucleotides. RefSeq lists its product as uncharacterized. The transcript is spliced from 2 exons. Bases 269 to 742 code for a protein of 157 amino acids. The record is from RefSeq and is a predicted model, not a curated record. Lineage: Eukaryota; Viridiplantae; Streptophyta; Magnoliopsida; Ranunculales; Papaveraceae.